This is a messenger RNA of Elaeis guineensis (African oil palm), 710 nucleotides long. The record is from RefSeq and is a predicted model, not a curated record. Lineage: Eukaryota; Viridiplantae; Streptophyta; Magnoliopsida; Arecales; Arecaceae.
GGCUUGAAAGAAAUGUUGAGUGGUCGCACUUUGAUUGGAAUCAAGAGAAUGGGCGAGCUGGAUGAGAAACCAUUUCAAACUGCCUGCAAGCAGAGAUGCUCAAAAGAUAAUGCAGAUGUUAAUGCUAUCAUGUUGUGCUCUAAGUGGCAGGAUGAACUGAGAAAACCAGAAUGGCACCCAUUUAAAGUCAUCACUGUUGAUGGAAAGCCCCAGGAAAUCAUACAGGAGGAUGAUGAGAAAUUGCAAGCCUUGAAGGAGGAUCUGGGUGAUGAGGUAUACAAGGUUGUCACCACAGCACUGCUGGAGAUGAAUGAGUAUAAUCCCAGCGGUAGGUAUGUCAUCCCGGAAUUGUGGAACUUUAAGGAGGGCCGAAAAGCUACACUGAAAGAAGUUAUUCAAUAUAUAAUGAAGCAGUGGAAGACCCAUAAACGAAAAAGGUGAGGCCUCUUGAGCAUAUAUUUUUAAUAUGCUAGUCAUUCCCUUUUGAGGAAUGAACAGCUGUUCUUACUGUUCAAACCUAGAGGAGGAAAAUUUUUAAUUUGAUCAGCCUAUGUUGAUUGUGGAGACGAAGACAAGAAUUUGUGAAUUUCUUUCGAUACUUAUUUAGCAGCCAAUGAAAAGAAUGUAGAGAGAGACUGUUCUCUCUUUUUUUUAAUGUGUUGGAUUAUGAAUGCAGUUAAUUGAUGCUGUUCUGGUAGACAGAGUGUGAC